Molecule: messenger RNA, 303 nt
Organism: Fusarium sp. VM40
Lineage: Eukaryota; Fungi; Ascomycota; Sordariomycetes; Hypocreales; Nectriaceae
Source: the annotation of a GenBank genome assembly
AUGACGGAGCGUGGACUGAUGCGUAUGGAAAGGCUCAUCUCUAGGCACUCACUUUUCCGUCACACUGAGCACCUUUGCACAGCGUCACCCAUUGAUCUUGCUACCCCCUUGCUUCCCGAGGAUAGCGUCAGCGCUAUUGGGUCGGGUGGUACCAAGCUCGCCAAGGACCGGCCUGAGGUCAAGAAGCCUACUGCUCACAAGAAGCCUAUCGGUGAGAAGAAGGAUGUUGCUGAGACGCCCGCCACUAAGAAGCCAACAGGGGCAACAGGACUCUACAUGAGGUUUGUGCUUAGCCUUUUAUAG